This is a messenger RNA of Guillardia theta CCMP2712, 6228 nucleotides long. RefSeq lists its product as hypothetical. NCBI's taxonomy places the organism in Eukaryota, Cryptophyceae, Pyrenomonadales, Geminigeraceae. Bases 1 to 6228 code for a protein of 2075 amino acids. Gene Ontology annotation, molecular function: protein binding. The transcript is spliced from 14 exons. The record is from RefSeq and is a predicted model, not a curated record.
AUGAAGAGUUCAGAUGUGAGCCGGGUAUUGCCGAGCAGGGAGUGCGCGAUCGGAGAAUGCUGUAUGCGCGAGGAAGAGCAAGAGAGAUCUGAUGAGAUUCUCUCCUGCCUUGAUGUCGACUUUGAUCCGAUCUGGGGUAACGUAAUAUCAUUCCACCCGUUCCCACUUGAUCGGGAGGGACCGAGGGCCCAGGCUCAUGGUGACAGCAAAGUCAUCCAAGAGCCUAUGGCAGAGGGAUGUUGUACAGGAAUGCUGAUGGAUGCCUUGAGGAAGCGUCACCCAGAGACACAGUUCGAGAGCUACGUGCCGUCCAAGUUCAACAACAAACGAUUAAGAAGCAUUCACGAAUUCUCUAGCGACGAGAUGGUGUCUUCGAUCGAAGACCUUGAGCUCAAAGACAAGCAUGGCAUGAAUGAGAGAAUCUGUUUCUUGCAUCUUCAGGAUAGCGACUUUGGAGGUUCCUCAACACAAUCUUUGUUGAGAUCUCUCAACAGAUUGUCUAACUUGGAAGUCGUGAUCUUAAUUCGAACUGGAUUGAAAUCCGUGAAGGGUCUUGAAGUCAGAUCACUCCUGUACUUAGAUGUCUCAAACAAUCUUAUUCAAGACAUAGAAGAGGCCUUGAGAAUAUUUGACAACAGCAAAGUCCUGCAAUACGCCGAUUUCUCAGGAAACCCUGUUUUGAGCCUGAUGCCGAAUUCAGAAGACCGACUCCUCGCAAGCGCGCCAUGGUCAUUGCAAACGCUGAAUAGAAAGCCCGUGGAAAUCUCAAGAAAGGUGGAUGCAGUGCGCCUGAACACAAAGGAUUGCGACCGUGCGUCACUUUCUCACGAUGUCUGGGACUAUCAAGUUUGCAAGAAUAAGACGUUCGCCAAAAUGAACUUGUUCAAGCCUGAAAUGAUUCGUCAUCUAGAUAUAUCAUGUACUGGGAUUUCAGUGUUUCAUGUUGGAUUGAUGUCUUCGCUGGAGCAUCUUGACCUUUCUUGCAAUCGAAUCUCUUCUAUCAAGGAGGGAGGCAUCGAGCAAUUGAGAAAGUUGAGAUUGUUCAAGGUGUCGAGGAAUGAUGUUUGUGAUCCGAUGGAACUCCUUCCUCUCGCUCAUCUCACUGCCUUGAAUUGGCUUGAAGUUUCUCCUCAGAAUGAAAGAAGCUUCUUCGUAGACAGCAAGAUAUACAGGCUGGCAGUUGUAUUGCUCACAAUAGAUUCCAAGGGCUCAGAAACCAAACCUGGGCUAAACUUUCUUGACACUGACACAGCACAACACCAUCGUGAAACCUCUGGGGACUGGAUAGAAGUUACAACGCAAGAGAGACUAGACGCCAUUGAGAUCUUGUUGACAGACCGAUUGCAAGAGGAUCUGACAAGCGACGUCUGGAGCAGUUUGUUUCGGUGUUUCAUUGAGGUUCAAUUGGAAAUUCUCCAAAAAGAGGCCGAUCCUCGAAGAAACCUUUCACAAAUUCUUCAAAAAGAAUUUUACCGUUGCAAGUUGAUAUCGCUGAUUGGGCAAAGAUCUCUUUAUUCGAACGACUUCGAUCGAAUAAGAUGUGUGGUCCUCAGGAAGUGUGAUUUGAAAUAUGCGAAUGUUAUGGGCAUGAAUUCUUUAGAAGUACUUGAUUUGGCUGAAAACCAUCUUGAUCAGGUGAUAGGCCUGGAGCGCUGUCAAUUUCUUCGUUUACUCGACAUAUCAAAAAAUUUCGAAUUUAUUGAUUUCGAAGCACUACAAUUUCUUUAUCAACAACUGAAUUGCUUGCACAAAUUGCGCUGCGCAAAUGUUUUCAACUCCUACGAGGUCAACAAGAAGAUGAUAAAAGCAAUUUUGAUGAUGCUCAUCAAGCAGAAUCCAAUAGAGACGUUGAAUGGCAAAGAACUGUCAAUCCGAGAUAGAGUCAGUGUGUAUUACAACGAAGCAGGCUCGGAAGAUUAUCAGAUGUAUUUGACUGAGCUGGUCUUGGCAACGAGUGUAAAAAAUCAAUGUCAAUGCUGCCGAGAUCUGCGGGAGCAUCCGAGGCUAUCAUACUUGCCCAUGGCAAAACGUGCUUGUGCAAUGGAAGGUUGCGUUUUACCAUCCGAUGUGAAAGUCGGUUUGCGGUAUGAUCCAGCCCGGGUGGAAGAGUUGAGCGACACGCAUAGCUGGGGGCUCGUUUCAGACACUCUGAAACUCGUUCUUCCAAAGUUCACUGGUUCAGAAAUAGUGAAUUUACAGCGUCUUAGGCGACUGAACCUUUCAAGAAAUCGACUUGUAACACUGCAAGGCCUGGGGCUCGAAUUCAUGCAACAACUUGUCGUCCUUGACGUCUCGAAGAAUUCCAUAAAGGAUGAGCUUGAGGCUGUAGCUGACGUCAUUGACUGCUUGCCUUCUCUGGUUGCCGUUGCACUCAGAAGCAACCCAUGCUUCCGGAUUCCAUCUGAUCGCCGUCGUUUGAUGGGAUUGUUGAAAUGCUUUCACGACGUUCGCUGCAAAAUCAGAUUCAUUGACAAGCUAGUGACCCUCGAUGAGCGGAUAGAUGCAGGUUCUCAGUCUGGUAACACAAACCUCGACGGUGCUGCACGACUGGACGCAGCUGUUGCUCUCUGCUGUAAUUCCACGGAGCAAUCCAUGGUCUCAGAGCUGCAGCUUAUUGAUUGCAAGCUGCGACAAAUUCCGCGUAGUUUCUUCUCCAAAUUUUUUAACCUGAAAGUUCUGAACCUACAGUCCAAUUGUAUCUCUACCAUUCACGAGAGUGGUAUCGAAAGUCUCGUGAGGCUCGAGCUGUUCGACAUGAGAAACAAUCGAAUGAAUGAGGUUUCCGAGAUAUACCAAGUUGUUCUGAGUCAGGAGCUUCUGCAUGAAGUUGGGCUGAGAGGGAAUCCAUUUGGUCGCAGUGUGAUGCACGGUGAAGAAUCUUUGCGGCAAGAAGUCAUCGAAUACUUGGCUCCAAGAAAAUUGUCAAAACGAGGAAACAAGUUGAGGUUUCUAGAUGAUGUUGAGAUCUCCAUCGAAGAGCUCAUAAGAGGCACAAGUUCUGCGAAGCAGCAAGCAGAAAUGAUCCGAUUCUUUGUGUCAUUGGAGAGAGCUGUGCAAGAUCUCCGGGAUUUGAAACUUAUACAGUCUGACAGUAUCUCUCACGUAAGCGAGCUGGAUAUGUCCUGGAGGAAUCUUUCUUUCGUGGACUUUUCGGAGAUGACCUCUUUGACUGCGUUGAACUUGUCGCACAACCGAUUGACUUCGCAAGGGCUCGAGAAUGGACGUAUCACUCGUCUCACUCGUCUUUCGCACUUGAACUUGAAUCACAAUGAAAUUGCAGACAUGAAGAUCAUGGGAAGCAUCAUCUCCAUUGGCCAAAGCAACAUGUCAUUGCGAUCGGUCUCUGUCAGUUUUAAUCCGGUGUUUCCCUCUGCCAAUGACGAGCUGGAUCGCAUUUCCUUCCUCAGGAACGAGCAUGUAUUAAGUUUCAUAUCACGCAGGCAUGCGAGCCUGCAAAGUUUGAACUCAGCGGCGAUCACUGUAGACGAGAAGUGCUUGGCAUUGGGACAAUCGUUGCUGGAUGAAGAUGCUUCCACGGUGCGAGAGUUGAGAUUGGUUCUGCUCCUGGAAGAAUACGGAGCCUCUGCAGUCACGCGAGCAGUGCAUCUUCCGUAUAGACAGAUUGCAAGUCUACAUUCUCUUGCAUUCUACAAGAAGGUAGAGGAGUUGAACCUACAAGGCAACAGAAUAGUUUCACUUGAACCUCUUUGCGCCCUUCCUCUCCUUAUCCGCUUGGACGUCAGCAACAACUCGGUGCCGCGGGUGUCAGAAGCUGUCGGAUCUCUAAUGAAAUGCGACGCGUUGAGGCAUCUCAAGUUAGAGAAAGUCAGUCUUGACUGGUCAAGCUGGGCAAGGGAGCUGCCAGCCGACCUGCCCUUCCAGCUGCACAUGUUCAAGUGCCUCCCAGCUCUCCUCGAUUGUGAUUCUAUGCUCAACUUUGCGCCUUUGCAAGACUUCCAGUGGAAGUCGAUCCUUAAUCUUCGAAACCACUUCGCAAUAGGUCCGAAUCGCAUCUUACGCAUUGACCUUAGAGGCAAGGGGAUCGAUCAAGCAAGGUUUUACAUGCUGAGAGAUUGGCUGGCGUUUCUCCCUGUGGAAGAGCUCUACAUUCAGGACAACCCUUUCUGUCGCACGCUGCAAUCCUAUCGCUACAUUCUCAUCAACGACAUCAGGACUCUGCGAACGCUUGACGGAUGUGAAAUAACGGAAGAAGAACGGGUGAAUGCCUACAAGAAGGUGGAGGAGAUGAUGCAUGACCUCAUCUACAUGCCCCCGACCAUCGACAGUUUGAAGCUGAACAAUGCUGGACGCAUGAUGCAGGCGGCUAUGCCCAAGAGUUCAGGGGCUGGAGCGUCGUCCCUGUGGGGCUCGCAGUUUGAAACUUUCUUCUCGUUCCUGCAGGUUCAAGGUUUCCUUCGCUCUCUCUCUGGAGUUCCGUGGGACUCAAUCCCUCUGCUGGGCUCCACCCUCGACCUCCUGAAGCCCUUGGCCUCCAUCCGCAUCGAGUAUGUCUUCCCUAGCGUGCAGUGCAUCUGCUUUUGGGGCUACUUGCAGAGCGUGCUCUUUGUCGUCCUCCCCCUCAUCUUCUGGGGCCUCUAUAGGGUUCGAUUGGACUGGACAGUCUGGGAGUAUCAGAUAUUGAACAACGUCAGGGGGAAACUGCGAGUGAAACUCUUUCAAUCCAUGGCAGCUUUCCUGAUCUUGGUCGUCAUUUCCAUAGCCAUCGAUUGCAUCAACUGCAUGGACAACUCGCAGUACGAGUCUCUUCCUCAGUGCUCGCGCUUCAUGGGCUCAGGGCACUGCGUGGCUUGGGAGAUGCUCAAGGGAGGCAAGGGUCUGCCGUCCUGGACCUGGGGAUGGGUCUUCUUCUUUCUCUCAGUGAUCGGCUUCGUUGACCUCGUCUGGCUGCUCGUCGUGCUGAUCGCUCGCUACAAAAACAGGAAGAAGCACAACACGGGGUUCUGGCUGGAUCUCACCAACGCGAUCAAGAAGAUCGGCAUGCUCCUGCUCGUCCUCACCUACCUCCCUGUGUGCAACCUUCUCCUAGACAACGUGAGACCAGUUCUCCACCAGGGCGCAGACGGCGAAGCAGUCAAAUGGUACUUCCCAGCUGGGGGAUGCACGAUGACGUCAGGAGUCGCCAACCGCCUGUGCAAGCCCUACCCCUCAGCGACCGACGGGCUCAGAUCGCAGUACGUUGUCUUCUGGAUCAGUGCGGCCUUCGCAGCCAUGUACAUCAUCGGCAUGCCGCUGUAUUUGGGGUAUCACAUCAAGAACGCUGUUGACGUGGUAGAUAGAAACAAUCCUCGUCAUAUCAAGUUGCUCAACGAUGUCAAGAGGCUGAACGAGCAGUUGGUAAAGAGGCGAUCGAACGGCGAGAGAAACUUUGAGAAGAAGAUUCGUCUGCAGCAAAAGCGAUUGUUGCAGCAAGCACAUUCUUUAUAUCAGCAGGCCGUUUGUGACUUCGAUGACGCAAGGACGACUCUCUACUGCAGGAUGAAUUUCAGCUACAAGUGGCGAUGGAAGUACUAUAAGCUGAUUACGCUGCUUGAGAAGGUCCUUCUCCUACUUUACACUCUCUUCCUGUCUCAAGCUACCAUCUUCCUCUUCUACGGUCACGACCCUACGACGUACCAAAGCGUCACCGAGAUGCAGCUGCAGAAAUGUCUCAUCGCUGUCAGUGCAGGGAUUUUCUUCGUCCUCAGCAUUGUGAUCCGACCUUACAUGGACUGGCAAGAUACGGUCAAUGACGUGGCAUGUAGAGUUUGCAACCUGUGCAAUGCGCUUGUCAUCUACCUGGCGUCAGACCCCAAGGACAACGGGUCGAUCUUCUUCCCGCAUGUGACCAACAUGACCUGCGCCAGCUCCUCCUCCUCUAGCUUCGGCCUCGCCAUCGCCGGCGUCAGCCAAGUCAACCUCACGGGCUCGAGCUCGUCGACCUCGGGGAACAACACAUACUGCAGCUUUCUCUUCUACGCCGGGUACUUGCUGGGAGCGCUCAACAUCGCCUGUCUGGUUGUGAUCGUGUGCGGGCUGCUGGCAAGUCCCUUCCGGUGGUUCUACUUCAAUCGCAGAGCUCAGAAGAUGAAGGAGAAAGAGCUGAACAGUCACAAGAAGAAGAAGCUGCGAGCCAGUGCCCUCCUGGGCAGAACUUCAGAUAUUCAAGCUGAUGGACUUCUAAAGCGAUCAAAUGCAUUGAGACGAUUCAGCUCUCUCCCAGCAGACUGA